GCACUAUUUAUUAUGCCUUGGAAACGUAUCGAUAUGAACUAAGGUGCCUUUUUUCAAGUGGAUUCUUACCAUGCCCUUUUCUGAAAAGAGAUUUGGUGCAUUCUAGCGUCUAUUAAUUAGGGAUUGGCCCCUCUUCUUGUGAUUUGUCAGGACCAUGGUCGUCAGGACUCCGGCUUUAGCUACUUUUUUGUUUUUGAACACUUGAACACAGAUACCUUCGCUUACAUCCGGAAAUUCCGUUCCCUUGUCGUCAAGGGUCAAGGAUUGAGUUUCAUUCGGGUCGAAAGCAAUCGUCAAGCCUGAAUGUCAUUUGUUUUGUGGCAGUCAGAAAACGAAGAUAUUUUCGUGUUUAAAAAAACUGAAGCGUCGACUGACGUAAUAAAAUAUAACGAUCACGAUCCACCAAAUACAGAAGUGACUUCAAGUUGAGUAAGUUUUUUUCAUGCACGAUUUUUUCUUUGUUCUUAUUGGGAAAAUGCUUGUAAGUUUAUAUGCGAUAUUUCAUGUCAAAUCGGUGGACUUUUUCUCUGACCCUCGCCAAUUCGGUUAAUUAAUUUUGUUUACACCAUUAAAUAGAGUCCAAAAAACCCCCUGAAAUUUUUUUAGUGUUUUUUUUUCUGGGCAGUCCUCGUUGAAGAAGUUGAAAUGUUCGAUUAAAAAAACGUUGGAAAUAUAUAGUUACUCGUCCAUGUUAAAAACAAUUGGAUUGUGAGAGUAAAAACAAGUUGACGUCACUAUAAUGGCGUCUAUGAAUGAAAGAGUCACGGUGAUCCAACAGUUGCAUAAGUGCGAGAAAAUAAACUGAAAAGCUUAUAACAGGAUUUUUACCAACCGGAAACCGAUAGAUCAUCUUAAAUCCAUUAUAAAUGAACGUAUGUGAUAAAUUUGUGGUUAAUAAAUUCGUUUAUUGAAGUUUGCUAUAAAAGUGUUUACAUCUUUCAAGUGCUCUGGAGUAUAGUAAAUAUUGAUUGCUGCAAUCAAAUUCUAUUUGCGUUACUCUUUUGCAGUUUGUAUCCUGGUGAAAAUGGCGAAUAAUAUUCAAUGGCAAGAAAGAAUCGGUGAUGGAUGCCAUGUUACAGAAUUCGAAUGGAUCUUGUCCAAUUGGUCUUUGCUUUUUGAUGCAAAAUAUAAGAAUGGAUUUCAAUCUGGUGCUUUUAAACUCAAUGGUACAGACGGAUAUACUUGUACGCUUUUAAUCCGUUCAACCUCGCCUCAUUUAACAAUGACUUUUUCAUGUACUGAAAAUAUUCUAGCUAUAGGGGUGAAUGGCCAAAUGAAUAAAACAAGCCCCUGCAAGUAUGUUUAUUCUGCACCAUAUGAAAAAAAUUCUUUCCCUAUAUUGUUCAACCGUCAAAGUAGUUACAAUACGCACUAUAUGUCACAACUUGAUGGAGAUGAGCAUGAUACUUACAUUGUGUCCCUGAAGAUAUCAAUAGUAAGACCUAUCGACGUUAUCCCCAUAAUAACCGAUAAAAAAGACAACACCAACAGUGGAAACAGUGUUGAUUCUUCAACACAUAUUUUAGCCAAUCUUAAAGGACUAUUGGUCAGCAAAUCAUUUUCCGACAUAACUUUGGUGCUGAGAGAUCAAAAAUACUCUGCUCACAAAACAAUUCUUGCAGCUCAAAGCAAAGUUUUCGAAAGAACGUUUGCAACUGCUAUGAAAGAACAAAAAGAGAACUGUGUCAAAGUCAUCGAUACAGAUGAAGAAGUAUUUGCAAAAUUUCUCAACUAUUUAUACACCGGAGAAUUGACUGAUUUAAAGAAAAAUGUUGAAAAAAUGAUCGUGGUGGCAGAUUAUUAUCAGAUUGAUCAUUUGAAAACCAUUUGUGAAAAUCUUAUGAUGGCAAACCUUUGUGAGAAAAACAUUGUACAAUAUGUUAUAAUCGCAAAUGAAUUGAACUGCAGUAAACUGGAAAAAAAAGCUCUCACGUUGAUAGAAAAUAAUCGAAUAAUACUUAAAACAGUGUUUGAGGAAAAUCAUGAAACGUUGUCGCGUUUGAAACAAAUUUUGACAAAAAAUUCGAUAGAAAAGUAAAUCCGUUGAGGAAAAUGACAAAAGAAUUUUUCAGACUUUAAUAAUCUCGACAAUGAAAGACUUGUUAUAUCAACCUUCGUUAUCAAGGCUUCACCGACUGUUUUGAUUUUUGGAUAAGCACCAUCUUAAUACAAAGUCAAUUUUUAUUUUUUCAUACAUUAUUUUUGGCUUCUAGUGGUCAAUAUUACGCAUGGAAAGUACGCAAUAUUCAAUUCUCUUUCUGCUUUCCUAGAAAAUUGACACUAAUUUCAUUUUCUUGAUUUUUUUUUCAACACUUGUGAUCUUUGUCCAGAGAUAUAGCGUUUUCUUUUCCAUAUCGCUGAAUCUAACUGAAUGUCCAAUAAAAAGAAGUACUGUAUCCAUUUCAAUCAGACUUUGGCUGUAUUUAGUUUUAAGCAUACAAUAUAAUUUUAAGACGUAUUGAAACGAAAGCUUAUUUUUAAAGUUUGAUUUAAGCCGACAAAUACCAUAUUGCCUUGUGUCCUGAAUAAAUAAAAUCUCAUUUAAAAUUGUAACAAAGAAUCAUUUGUUGACUGUACAUAGACAUUUUUUGUUCAGCUCAAACUAAGUCACACAGCACAAAAUAAAAAGUAAUUCAAUAUUG
Molecule: messenger RNA, 2642 nt
Organism: Venturia canescens
Lineage: Eukaryota; Metazoa; Arthropoda; Insecta; Hymenoptera; Ichneumonidae
Product: speckle-type POZ protein-like
Exons: 1
Coding region: 1025-2038 (337 amino acids)
Biological process (GO): proteasome-mediated ubiquitin-dependent protein catabolic process; regulation of proteolysis
Cellular component (GO): cytoplasm
Molecular function (GO): ubiquitin protein ligase binding
Source: RefSeq, a predicted model, not a curated record